AUGCCUCGAUCGCCACUACCUGCAUUAGUGCCAAGACUGGUUGUCCGUCGAAGUACGCGGCUGUUUUCAUCCAGUGGGUCCGAAGAUGUUGACGCCAGGCAAUCUGCUACAGCAAAGGCCACCAAAACCAAACCUAAAACAAGCAAAGCCUCCACAAUAAAUAAGAAACGGAAAGCACCAUCGAGUGAACCUACCCGUGCAAUCCAUGGCAGUCGCCGUCGAGGAUACAGUACGACAAAUGAAAUGCCGGAAAUAGCAUCUCCUUUGGAAGAAACGGUUUCCAAUGAUGCCCCUUUGCUGAGUCUAGAUAUUGAAAAUGCCGACCGAAAGAUGUUACAAACAUUGGCCAAGCAGCAUGGAAUGAAAGCCAAUCAAAAGAGCGAUAUCCUUCGUGCUGAUCUUUUGGCUAUCUUAUCUGGAAAGCAACCACAAGGAGGGUCACAGUCUGUCACGUUGCCAACCCCUUCUGUCAAGACAACGGCCAGUAGUACGUCAGCAAACGAGACAUCUCCCAAGUCAAAGCGGAGUCCUGCUAAGAAGAAAAGUCCAAAGAAAACGUCUGCUGCUACGAUUGAAAACACAGCUCCGCCAGAUGGUUGGUUUGAGAUAUACCAGCUGGUGGAAGAGUUACGAGCUGAUCGUUCAGCACCUGUGGAUACUGAUGGAAGUGAAGCCUUACCACAACGACAGCAUGGUCUCAAAACCUAUCGCUUUCAAGUGCUAGUCGCCCUCAUGUUGAGUAGUCAAACGAAAGAUGCAGUUGUCGGAGAAACUAUGCGUCGACUGCAACAGCAUGGACUGACAGUGGAAAACAUUCAUCACCAUACAACUCAUGAACAAUUGAACGAACUCAUUCGAAAAGCAGGUUUUCACAACAACAAGACCAAAUUCAUCAAGAGUGUAGUGGAAAUUCUGUUGGAUAAGUACGAUGGAGACAUUCCACCAACAGCGGAAGAAAUGAUUGAGUUGCCAGGUGUUGGUCCUAAAAUGGCAUACAUUGUAGAGAACGUAGCUUGGAACAAAACAACUGGUAUUGGAAUAGAUACGCACAUGCAUCGGAUGUUCAACCAACUGAAAUGGGUCAAGAGCAAGAACCCAGAGCAGACGCGCAAGCAACUGGAAGCAUGGCUACCCAAUGAAUACUGGAGUAGCGUCAAUCUACUUUGGGUUGGUUUCGGACAGGAGGUACAACAGCAAAAAGCCAAAAUGCUAAGAAAAGCGUUGGACUCAAGUAGACCAAAGGAUGCAUUGAAACUGAUCAAUCGAUUAGGACUUGAUUAUCGAAAAGAAGGGGAGAAACUUGGUCUCAAAGAAGAGGUUACAGCUGCUUUGCAGAAAUAA
Messenger RNA from Cylindrotheca closterium, 1341 nucleotides. The record is from the annotation of a GenBank genome assembly. NCBI's taxonomy places the organism in Eukaryota, Bacillariophyta, Bacillariophyceae, Bacillariales, Bacillariaceae.